This is a messenger RNA of Zootoca vivipara (common lizard), 2084 nucleotides long. It is a transcript of the gene TMEM81, whose product is annotated as transmembrane protein 81. NCBI's taxonomy places the organism in Eukaryota, Metazoa, Chordata, Lepidosauria, Squamata, Lacertidae. The record is from RefSeq and is a predicted model, not a curated record.
AAGCCAGAGCAGUGUGCUAAAUGAACUAAGAGUUUUAUUCAGUGUAUAGCAGCUUCAUACUUUCCUAUGGUUUGUUAUGUCCGGAAAACUAUAGCAUAGUAAAGACUGGAGACCUCAAAUCAAAAUUCCAGGGCAGGCCUCUUGUUGGAGUUCACUUCUGCUGAAAGUUUGUUUAGGAACUGCAAUAAUUGUGCUCCUACUAUACUCUUCCUGAAGUAUCUUUUACACCCAUCUACCAUCACAGGUCAUAAAAUCUGUACAGUAUUGGUAAAGUAGCAGUAACAUUGAAACUGCCCCCUGGUUUUGUCUGUCUUUAAGGCAGGUAUGUUAAAAUGAUAAACACUGUUGUAAUGGCAAGUCUGAUGCAGAUUUUUUUACAUUGCCAGAAAACCCAAAUUUAGCUCUGAUGGUCUAAUCAUGUAUUAAGGCAGUAAAGAGAUACCAGUUGAGGGAUCCAGGGAGUUUUUUUAUUUACUUGUUGUGCUUCUGCUGUCAUUUUUCAGAGAAAGCACCUGAUAUUGAGUGACUCAGUAUUGGUUUUGGACUGUGGUGAAAGUACCAUAAAGCUGUGAGGCUGCAAUCCAAUACAUACGGUAUAUUAGCAGAUGUGAAGUCGCUGUGGCUCUCCAGAUGUUUCUGGACUCCCAAUUCCUAUAAACCCAGCCGGCAAAACAAAAGAUUGGUGAUGACAGGAAUUAUAGUCCAAUAACAGCUUGGAGGGCUACAGCUGUCCCAGCUCUGGGCUCUAGGAUUGCAGCCAUAAUUAAUUUACUAAGUUCUGCCGAUUUGUUGAUUGUGCUAAGCUUUUUUUAUGUGAUGUGAUUGUGCUAGGGAGGCUGUGUCUGCCUGAACAGGAUGCCACCCAGAGAUGGACUUAACAAAGCAUGGCAUAGCGCUGUGCUACUAAUUGCACCUUCCUGCUUAACUUCACUUGCCUUUUGAAUAAGUUUCUUUCCCUUGGCAGGAUGCCACCUGGCUGCUCUUUGCAUUCCGAGAAUGUCUUACGGCUGGGGAGCGGGUUCAGGAAAAGGCAUCUGUUUCACACCACAGAAACAUUUGUGAUAUUUUAACAAAGGAUGAUACUCAGGAGGUCAUAUAACGAGGCCGCCAAAUGGAUUGCAAAAGGACUCUCCAAGUAUGAUGGCUGCAGAAUCUGGCCUGGCCCUGGGCACGUUAGCAUUUGCUUUCUUCGUACCACUGUCGGUGGCUUCUCAGGCGGUGACCAUUCCCGACGCCCUGAUAACGGCUUCGGGAAGAGUUGUAGUCAGUUCCACAAGCUGCAGCGUCACCUGUGGGCUGGGUUACAAGGAAGAAGAGUCAUGUGAGAUUAGGCCUGAUGGGAAAAGGAGAGGCUGCACCCGACGGAAGGUGGACUGUUUGAACAGUUGGAUCUGUGGGAUGCGACACUUCACCGCCCUCGUGGGCAGGCCGUUCGAGAUCAGCUGCCUAUCCACUGCGGAGAUAGGUCCCGACACCCAGAGCUUCAGCUACACAUGGAGGCUGGCCCGAGGCAUCAUCACGACAGACGAUACUCUCUUUGCCCCUUUCAAGAAUCCUGGCUUUGUCAUUAAGCUUUACCCUGCUGAGGAAUACGAUGCGGGGACGUACAGGUGCGAUGUGCAGUUCAUGAAAAACUACAAGGUUGUCAAGAGAAUCUACUUUGGACUUCGCGUGAUCCCCGGUGACAUGGUAGAUCUGAAAUUUGACAACUCCUUAACCCUGGAACAGCAAUCGGAAAGUGAAAAUAACCAACAGAACACCACCAGCAUGGCUGCCCAGGGUCGGUGGAGCUCUUGGCGCCAGAGGGCUGUGUUUGUGUUUCUGGUUGGCAUUGGAAGCGGCUUGGUGCUCGGGGCUGUGCUGCACAGCCUUCUCUACUGUGUCCUGUGCCCCAACCACCAUGAAAAUGACGAAGGUGAUGAGGAAUGAGAUGUGCUGCUUUUUAGACUUGCUAUAUUAGUUUGCUCCUGUACAUCGCAAUUUCACUCUGUUAAUCUUAUCACUUCAGGCUUAUGAAGAUCAUUUGGUGACGUUAAUCAUAAACAUAGUUCCAUUUGAUUUAUUAAAAAAUUCUAUCCUGUGCC